This is a messenger RNA of Paramuricea clavata, 686 nucleotides long. The record is from the annotation of a GenBank genome assembly. NCBI's taxonomy places the organism in Eukaryota, Metazoa, Cnidaria, Anthozoa, Malacalcyonacea, Plexauridae.
AUGAAUGAACAACAGGAAACUUUAAGAGUGCAGUUAAGGGGGUCAUUGGUGGAUCUGUUAAGACAGCUACAAAAUUUAGAUUCAGAACAAUUAGAUGCCAUUACAUUCAGGAUUGGACAAUUAGCCUUCCAUAUCAUAAGACUUUGUGAUGUAAACCUUGUGGAUGAUGAAAUUCAACAUUGUGUCACACAAGCAAUGUAUUAUUUGCAAAGAGUGGAAGAGUUGAAUACUGAUAGACCUUUUACAAUAGAAGUUGUUAAUUUUGGCAGAGCAGGCCGUCCAGGUCUUGACAUUAGUCUUGAGCAACUAAACUACUUCCUGAACUAUCAAUUUUCCAUCAGUGAUAUUGCAAGAACUUUGGGAGUCUCACAAAGUACAAUAUUUAGACGAAUGCGAAAAUAUGGCCUGUUUGGCAGGUCCAAUUUACCUCCUCUGUCAGAUGAUGAGCUUGAUGCCAAAAUGAGGGAGGUUUUACAGGAAUUUCCUAAUGCAGGAUACCGUAGAGUUAUUUCCCAACUUGCUGUUGCUGGGUUGAAUCCCCCGCAAAUGAGUGUUCGAGAGUCGAUGCGAAGGGUUGACCCCCAAGGAGUUGCUGUUAGAUGGCUGAGAUUGACUCCAAGAAGGCAAUAUAGUGUUUCUGGUCCUUUGGCAUUAUGGCACAUAGACGGCAACCAUAAAUUGACCAG